Molecule: messenger RNA, 4795 nt
Organism: Neofelis nebulosa (Clouded leopard)
Lineage: Eukaryota; Metazoa; Chordata; Mammalia; Carnivora; Felidae
Gene: TTLL10
Product: tubulin tyrosine ligase like 10
Exons: 18
Coding region: 739-2817 (692 amino acids)
Biological process (GO): protein modification process
Source: RefSeq, a predicted model, not a curated record
UGCAUGGGGCGGGGUGAGGCCCUACAUGUAAGGCGAGCCCGGGGCCACCGUCUCUUCCCUGCCCUGCCCUUCACAGCUGCAGAAGGACCCGGCCACAGCCUCCAUUGUUCCCCGUCGCUCUCAAAACUUUCCCGAAAGACCAGGCCAUCUGUCCACCUGCACACGUGUGAACUUAAGUCUUUCCUUUGUGAGGAGCCUCAGCUGAGGGAGGCAGGAAGCUGGUUUUUUCCAGGAGGCGGGCAGUGUUCACUGGCCUCCUAAGCUGCUCCAAGGUUGGAUCCCGGUUGGGGUCAGGCUGGGCACCCAGGCCGCUCACCACAGGCUCAGAGGCCCAGCGCUGUCUCGGCCUCGGACCUCACGGCCAGCAGCAGCCAGAAGCCCAGGGCCACGGAGCAGUGGGGCGGGCAGACAGACCCACCUGUGACCUGGCCGGUGACCCACCGCCUGCCUGCCAGGAAGCGGCCCGAGGACACACCGUCCUAAGCUCCUGGACUCCAAAGACGGGCCAAGAGCCCAGAGCUGGCUUAGGGCUGGGCAGACAGCCUGUCUCCGCUGUGCAGCCCAGCGCAUCAGGGCAGCCCCCACCUGCAGGUUCUGGGGCUUCGGACAUGGACACAUUUGGGGGGACACCAUCCAGCCCUGCAAGAAGCAAGUGAAGGCACCCUAAGCAGAGACGCCCUUGACCCACACAAGACGCUGGAGGGUGGCGAGGCCACGUGGCUGGACGGUGGACACCACAUGAGAGGCUGUGGUUCGCCAGGGCCUGCCUUCCAUCCUGUACCGGGGUGCCGCUUCCUGCCAGUCUUUUUACCUGACCAGGGCACCAGGCCCCACGGUCACCGCAGAGACAGGAGCCAGCCACAAGCAGAGGCCCAAGUCCAGGACCCCGGGAGGCACCCCUCCCUGAGGCUAGGACCGAGGACUGCCCAAAGGUCCCACAGAGGGGUGGGGGUGGUGUCUUCCCAGAGCUGCCCCCGCCCUUGUGCGCCCACACCUGCAGCCCGCAGCCGCACCCGCUUCAUCUACCGUCGGGGACCACCCACUAGGACCCACGUCAGCAGGAAGAGGGGCAAGUGGUCCAGGAUUGCAAGGGUCCGGCGGAGCCACACCCGGGUGCCAGGCUGGGCCCACAAAAGACCGAUGGGGAGCAGCCAAGAGGAGCAGCCCCUGCACCGGCCAAGCCAGUCGGGCCAAGACGCAGACCUCCUGGACGCUGCUGACACCGCCAGGCCUCAGGCCUCUCUCCUGGAGGGGCACCUGCCAGAGGGGGAGAGGCAGCUGCACGGCAGCGGGCAAGGGCCCUACUUCUACAUCGGAGGCACCAACGGGGCCUCCAUAAUCAGCUCCUACUGCAAGGGCAAGGGCUGGCAGCGCAUUGAGGACAGCCGGCGGGAGGACUACAAGCUGAAGUGGUGCGAGGUCAAGUGCAGAGACAGCUACUACAGCUUCCGGGAAGGCGAACAGCUGCUCUACCAGCUCCCCAACAACAAGCUCCUCACCACCAAGAUUGGGCUGCUCAGUGCCCUGAGGGAGUACUCGAGGGUCGUGAGCAGGACCCACAAGACAUCACCGUGUGCCCAGGCCAAAUCCAGAAAGGACACAACCUCCGCCCUUGAGGAGCUCACGUGGACCAGCCCAGGAUGCUUUGGGCCACAGAGAGUCCUGAAAAUGGAAGAAUUUUUCCCAGAGACCUACCGUCUGGACAUCAGGGACGAGAGAGAGGCUUUCUUCACUCUCUUUGAUGAAAAUCAGACGUGGAUCUGCAAGCCCACGGCCUCCAACCAGGGCAAAGGCAUCUUCCUGCUCAGGAACCAGGAGGAAGUCGCCGCCCUGCAAGUCAAGACCCAGAGCAUCGAGGACGACCCCAUCUACCGCAAGAUGCCGUUCCGGGCGCCUCAGGCGCGGGUCGUGCAGAGGUACAUCCAGAACCCACUGCUACUGGAUGGGAAGAAGUUUGACGUGCGUUCCUACCUGCUCAUCGCCUGUGCCACGCCGUACAUGGUCUUCUUUGGUCACGGCUAUGCCCGCCUCACUCUCAGCCUUUAUGACCCCCAUUCCAGCGACCUCAGUGGCCACUUGACCAACCAGUUCAUGCAGAAGAAGAGCCCCCUGUACAUGCUGCUCAAGGAGGACACGGUAUGGAGCAUGGACCACCUCAACCGCUACAUCAACGACAAAUUCCGGAAGACCAAGGGACUCCCUAGGGACUGGGUCUUUACUACCUUUACGAAGCGGAUGCAGCAGAUCAUGGCUCACUGCUUCCAGGCUGUCAAGUCCAAGCUCCAGUGCAAGCUGGGCUACUUCGACCUCAUUGGCUGUGACUUCCUGAUCGACGAAAACUUCAAGGUGUGGCUGCUGGAGAUGAACUCCAACCCCGCCCUGCACACCAACUGUGAAGUCCUGAAGGAGGUGAUCCCGGGCGUGGUCACGGAAACCCUGGACCUGGCGCUCGAGACCUUCCAGAAGAGCCUGCGCGGCCAGAAGAUGCUGCCUCUGCUGUCCCAGCGCCACUUCGUGCUCCUGCACGACGGCGAGGCCGACCUCUGGCCGCGCCCCGGGGGCUCCCGAGGCGCCCUGCGCCCGCCGCCCCCGCUCCGCGCCGCCCCGCGGCCAGGCGCGCGCACGCCCGCACCCCCCCGGGGGCCCGGCGGCGCGCACGCGCGGCCCCGACUCCCGGGCCGCGGCCCCGACGGCAGCACCCAGAGCCGGGAGCCCGGGGCCGAGCGGCCGCGAGAGGGAGCAGGGGGCCCGGCGCGGGAGCCGUCCCCCGGGCUGGCGGAGGAGGAGCGCAAGAACGCGGGCCAUCGCGGCUCCUAGCGGGCGGGCCAGCGGCGCCCUCUGGGACCUAUAAAGGCUACUUUGUUACCAACGGCCCGUGCUGCGGGUCAGGUGGCCCCAGGCCUCCCCGACGCUCGCCCCCCAAGGCGCUCUCAUGGGGGCUUCUCUGCCGCAUUUCUGGGCCCUGUGCUUGGAGGCCGAGGGUGGAGGGAUGCGGGGGUGUUGUCCUACUGGAAGGGGGAUGAGCUCCCCACAGCCUCCUGCUCUGCCCUGGGGGCGGGGGGGGGGGGGGGCUGCCUCUGUCGCGGGGAAGCCCGCAGGUCCAGGGCUCCUCCACAUCACCCUGUGUCCCUCACAGACCAGGACUUUCCCGAAGUCCCACAACCCGCAUGAGCCCUACGGCCUGGCUCUGUGAUCCCCAGGAAAGGAUCCGGAUCCCCAAGCAAAGGAGGGCUUGCUCAAAGCCGAGAUCGUUCCACAGAGGCGGCCCCAAGGGGGCCUGCCCAGGCACAGCUCCUUUCUGGGCCAACAAGGUACCCGGGCUCUGCCCUGUCCACCACCUCCACGGGCCCUAACUUCCCUGCAGGCCUGGAGCUGCAGAGGCCCAGAGGACAAGGUCGUGGGGGAGGGGGCACAGCCAUGGCAGGACAGCCCUGAAGGACGUGCUGAGCCGGCACUGGCCCUACCCCGGCCAGUCCAUGAAUGGCCUCAGGUGUUCCGCUUCCCCAUGGACCCAGACCUCAGGUUGGGGCGGGGGGGGGGGGGGGGGGGUAUUCAGGGCCUCUGAUGUGUCCAAGCCCCCUACGACCACCGAGUGUCCAGGUCCAGCCAUAAUCCCCUCUCCACCCCCGUCCCCCAGCCACUCGCACCCUCUCCAGUCCAGAUCUCAGGGUCGGGGCAGCCCCACCCCGGCUUGCACACCUCCUCGCUGCUCCCUCUCACGCACCCUGCCCUCACCUCUCCAUGGUUACCACCAAGUCCCAAAGGCCCUCCUCCUGACCCGCGGGGUCAGGGACUGCUGGAACCCAUUCUCGCCUCUGCAUUGGGGUGCUGGUGGGACCUGGGGUCAACAGGGGUCUGCGGGCCAGCCUCCGCUCCCUCCCGAGGAGGGCGCGUCCAUUCCCAGGGAAGGGAAGCUGCAGAACCACUAGAGGGCGCUGUGCACCGCUGUGUCUCAGGCCAGGGAGCUGAGAAAAGCCAGCCCGGUCUGGCCAGUCACACACAGCCCACCCACCGCACCCCUGCUCUCCCACUGCACCCUGCCGCACCCCCUCAUCUUGCUGCUGUGCCCUGGAUUACAGGGUCCCCAGACAAAAGUCAAGAAGCACACACUUGUCCCCAUGUGCCUGGGGUCCAGGAACCCUAACUCCCCCUCCCAGCUUGUCUGAUGGUCACUCUGUGAGGGGCCAAGCUCAGCCUACUGCCUGCUGUGGCCCCAAGGCCGGGAGGCAAGAAAACCUGCCUCUGUGUGGGGGUGGGAGUGCAGUGACCUCCUGGGUGGGCUGAGUACACCCAGGUCUUUGGGGUCAGGGCCAUGUCCCCUGCUAGCAUCCAGGCCACUACACGGCACAGCCAUGUCACUGCAGAGUCCCUUCCUGAUACCCCCUGGGGCCUCUGUACCUCAUGUCCCAGCUCACAGGUCUCUCCCACCCCUUCCUUGCAUGAAUGGCAUCCGCCCUGCAAGCUCACAGGUCCUCUGCCCCCCACAUCGUGCCGUGGUUCUCCGUGUGGCCCGACACUGCUAUCCCAGAGCAUUCCCACGCUCCUCAGCCGCCACACUGGGGCUGCCUCGCUUGCCAGCAUGGCAUUCAGAGUGACCUGAGGCCUCCGUGACAUGCUUGCUUCCCUGGCCCUGAGUGGGGGCAAAGUGAAGGGAAGUGCACAUUGGCAGAAUGGCCUGCCCUGUGUGGACCGAGCCCCCUCCUCGGGCUUCCCCAAAGGCCCGACCCCCUGCUGCUCUGGGGUCCCUGGCACCCCCACAAGAGCCCAAAUGUCAAUAAAGAGACUUUCUCAAGAA